Molecule: messenger RNA, 312 nt
Organism: Xenia sp. Carnegie-2017
Lineage: Eukaryota; Metazoa; Cnidaria; Anthozoa; Malacalcyonacea; Xeniidae
Product: histone H4
Exons: 1
Coding region: 1-312 (103 amino acids)
Biological process (GO): nucleosome assembly
Cellular component (GO): nucleosome
Molecular function (GO): protein heterodimerization activity; structural constituent of chromatin; DNA binding
Source: RefSeq, a predicted model, not a curated record
AUGUCUGGCCGUGGAAAAGGUGGUAAAGGUUUGGGAAAAGGAGGAGCAAAGCGUCAUCGUAAGAUUUUGCGAGACAACAUUCAAGGAAUCACAAAGCCCGCCAUUCGUCGUCUAGCUCGUCGUGGCGGUGUAAAACGUAUCUCCGGCUUGAUCUACGAAGAAACCCGAGGCGUUUUGAAAGUUUUCCUGGAGAAUGUCAUUCGUGAUGCAGUUACAUAUACCGAGCACGCAAAAAGAAAGACUGUCACAGCUAUGGACGUCGUUUAUGCUUUGAAACGACAAGGACGUACUCUGUAUGGAUUUGGCGGUUAG